AUGGCGCGCACCUCUGGCGGCCGCCUUGCUGCAGCAGUGUCCAACGCAGGUGGCCUGGGUGUCAUUGGCGGCUUCCAGUACACGCCCGACCAGCUCCGCGAGAUCAUUGCCGAGAUGAAGGCCAACUUCAAGAGCCCCGACAUGCCGUUUGGCGUGGAUCUGGCGCUGCCACAAAUCGGAGGCAAUGCGCGUAAGACGAAUCACGACUACACCGGCGGCAAGCUGGAUGAGCUGAUUGACAUCACCAUUGAGAGCGGCGCGAAGCUGUUUGUCAGUGCAGUGGGCGUGCCACCCAAGUACGUCAUCGAGAAGCUUCACAAGAACGGAAUCUUGGUCAUGAACAUGGUGGGACACCCGAAGCACGCGGUCAAGGCGCUGGAUCUGGGCGUGGACAUUAUAUGCGCUCAGGGUGGCGAAGGAGGUGGUCACACAGGCGACAUCGCCAACUCGGUGCUGAUCCCAGCCGUCGUCGACGUGGCAAGGAAGUACAAGCCUCCAAUGCUCAAGGGCUCGACGGCUCUUGUCGUUGCUGCGGGAGGAAUUCGCAAUGGACGGAGUCUUGCCAGCUCGCUGAUGCAAGGAGCGGUGGCCGUGUGGGUGGGCACACGCUUCGUUGCUUCAGUAGAGGCCGGAUGCAGCGAGGCUGCUAAACAAGCUGUCGUGACUUGCGGGUUUGAAGGCACAGAACGGACGCUGGUGAUAUCAGGACGGCCGCUGCGGAUGAGGACGAACGAGUAUAUCCAGAGCUGGCAUGAUCGACCUAGCGAGGUGAAGGCGCUGUGCGACAAGGGAAUUGUGCCAAUGGAACACGAUUUGGAUGAGGGCAGAGACGUGGAUAUGCCGCACUUGAUGGGACAGGUUGCGGGUGCGAUUGACAAGAUUCAGCCUGCUGGGGAGAUUGUUGCCGAGAUGGUGGAGGAGGCGGUUGAGAUGCUCAAGCUGGGAGGGACGUAUCUGACGGCCAAGAGCCGAUUGUAA
Trichoderma virens Gv29-8 is the source of this 978-nucleotide messenger RNA. RefSeq lists its product as uncharacterized. The transcript has a single exon. Bases 1 to 978 code for a protein of 325 amino acids. The record is from RefSeq and is a predicted model, not a curated record. Gene Ontology annotation, molecular function: nitronate monooxygenase activity. NCBI's taxonomy places the organism in Eukaryota, Fungi, Ascomycota, Sordariomycetes, Hypocreales, Hypocreaceae.